Phoenix dactylifera (date palm) is the source of this 1250-nucleotide messenger RNA. RefSeq names its product Sterile alpha motif (SAM) domain-containing protein. NCBI's taxonomy places the organism in Eukaryota, Viridiplantae, Streptophyta, Magnoliopsida, Arecales, Arecaceae. Gene Ontology annotation, molecular function: protein binding. The record is from RefSeq and is a predicted model, not a curated record.
UAUCUCUCGUCGUCGCCCCUUCUAAGUUCUAACCCACACAACCCCCCCCCCCCCCCCUCUCUGAACCCUAUCGAAUUCCGCUUCUCUUCCGCUCUCUCUAAACCCUAGGUCUGCUAUUCUCUGGGCCCCGGCGUUGCCACACGGACUUCUCGACGUCGCAGGGGACGAAGCCGAGAUGUACGCGGACCGGAUUGAGGCGGGGCGCAAGAGAUCCAUCAGAGAUCGCCUCAACGGCAAUCUCGUGGAGGAUCUCGGCCGGGCCAGGCCGGACAGCGGGAAAAGGCAACGACGAAAUGAUGACAAAUGGACACAUGAUCUAUAUGAGGCUGAUGAGCAACCUCAGACUUCAAAACCUAUUGGCCCCAAAGAUCUUCGAUUGAAGCUGCAGAAGAAGGGUCUGCAGCAAGCUGUUCAAUUUGGGAAGGAUUCAGGAGUGCGGGAUCUUCGUGAAAAGCUUUCUGGUACAAUGCACCCUCAGCCACCAAAUGCUGAUCUGACGAAGACUAAACCAGUGUUGGAGAUUGCUAAACUCAUUAAGAAAAAUAUCAGUUCUGUUGAAGCACCUGUACCAGAAACCAAAAAAAUCUCCAAUCCAACUUCAUCUAGAAAGACAUCUCAGAAAAAGUCUGAAUUGUCGGUAGAUGGUUUCCUGUAUUCUCUGGGCCUUCAAAAGUAUCUCAUAACAUUCCAGGCGGAGGAGGUUGACAUGACGGCUCUUAUGCACAUGACUGAUGAUGAUCUCAAGGCUCUAGGAAUUCCAAUGGGUCCGAGGAAAAAGAUACUCUUGGCCUUGGAAUCAAAAGCUUAGGCUGGUCGCCAAGUAAUAACCCAUGGAAACGGGUUCUUUUUAGUUCUUCUCAUCAGUGGAGCAUGCGGCCUCUGGAACAUCCUUAGAUCCAUGUAACUCAAAGCAUAUCUUGUCUCGUCUCUAUUAACUUAGGUGGCAAUAGCCUGGGAAAUGUAGAAUCUAGUAGUUCAUGCAGUUAUGUAGAUUGUAGAACUCGCGUGGGAGGAGGUUUCAAAGUGUGCCUGUAUCUAAAGCAAGUCUUUUCUUUUCAUUCGCUUUCGACGACCAGCAUGCUCUAGUACAUCCGACCUGAUCCAACUGGCUAUCAGGAUUUUGUAAUAUGGCUAUUAUACACUUGAAUUGUACUCUGGAAGGGUGGAAUGUCAAGGCCCAGAUUGGUGGAUUUGCAUUUGAGCCUAUUUGAUUAUCCUGAUAAAUUGCAAAUUUAGGUUUGCUGAGUAAA